CAAAUAUCUCAAUUAAAUAUUCAUUUUAAUCCUUGUCGUAGUCCCCGUCCAACUCCUAUUUUGGCUGCACCGGCCCAAAUAAUACAGCCUUUCUCUUCCCUUUCAGAAACGCCGGAGGGUUGGAGCCUGGAGGAAGGGGGAAAAAGAAAAAAGAAGAAGAAGGAACAAUGGAAAUCUUGGUCAGCCGAUUGAGUUGUAGUUCAGCUCUCCUCCUGCUCCUCCUGUUUCAAAUACUAGUUGUUGGUUCAUCAUCAGUUGACGCAGGGCAGCCUCCAUAUGGCUGCAAUGAAUCAGCAAAAGACUACACAUUCUGCGAAACCAAACUGGGCAUCUCCGAGAGGGCCAAAGACCUCGUCUCCAGAUUGACCCUGGACGAGAAGGUGGGGCAGCUGGUGAACACCGCGCCGGCCAUCCCGCGGCUGGGAAUCCCGGCGUACGAGUGGUGGUCGGAGGCCCUCCACGGCGUAGCCUUCAUCUCCAGCGUCCCUCAGGGCAUCCAUUUCAACGGCACCGUCACCGCCGCCACCAGCUUCCCUCAGGUCAUCCUCUCCGCCGCCUCCUUCGACGCCCGCCUUUGGUACCGCAUUGGCCAAGCGGUGGGGAGGGAGGCGCGAGCGAUAUACAACGCGGGGCAGGCUACAGGGAUGACGUUUUGGGCGCCCAACAUAAACAUCUACAGGGACCCCAGAUGGGGGAGAGGGCAGGAGACUCCAGGGGAAGACCCGACCUUGACCGGCCACUAUGCGACGUCGUAUGUUAGAGGGAUUCAAGGGGACACGUUCCAAGGAACGGCGGUCCAUGGCACGCAAAUUCUUCAGGCGUCGGCCUGCUGCAAGCAUUUCACUGCUUACGAUUUGGAUCACUGGAAAGGGAUUGACAGGUUCGUCUUUGACGCCAAAGUAACGAAACAGGACCUGGCAGACACAUACCAGCCACCCUUCCACAGCUGCAUCCAAGAAGGAAAAGCCAGCGGGAUAAUGUGCGCCUACAACCGUGUCAAUGGAGUCCCUAAUUGUGCUGACCAUGAUCUCCUCACCAACACAGCAAGGGGCCAAUGGAACUUUAAUGGGUACAUAACUUCAGAUUGUGAUGCAGUAUCCAUCAUACAUGAGAAUCAGAGUUACGCCAAAACCCCAGAAGAUGCAGCUGCUGCCGUGCUCAAAGCUGGGAUGGAUGUCAACUGUGGCAACUACUUGAAGAACUACUCCAAAUCAGCAGUGCAGAAGAAGAGACUGCUGGAAUCGGAUAUAGACAGAGCCCUCCAAAAUCUCUUCUCCGUGAGGAUGAGAUUAGGGCUAUUCAAUGGCAAUCCGGCCAAACAACCUUACGGCGACAUCGGUCCAGAUGAAGCAUGUUCAGAGGAGCAUCAGGAUCUAGCACUUGAAGCAGCCCUUCAUGGCAUUGUGCUGCUGAAGAACUCCCAUCGCCUCCUCCCCCUUGCCAAAUCCAAAACCCUGUCAUCGUCCCUUGCCGUAAUAGGCCCCAAUGCCAAUGCUUCGAAGACACUUCUGGGGAACUAUGCAGGCCCUCCUUGCAAGAUUGUGACACCAUUGCAAGGCCUGCAAAAUUAUGUGAAGAAGAAGAAGAUCAUGUAUCAUCCCGGUUGUGAUUCUGUUCAAUGUUCUAGUGCCAAGAUUGACCAGGCAGUGGAUGUGGCAAAAGGAGCAGACCAAGUGGUGCUGAUCAUGGGACUGGAUCAAACUCAAGAGAGAGAGGACCAUGACCGGGAAGAACUACUUCUCCCCGGUAAGCAGCAGAAGCUGAUAACAAGCAUAGCAAGAGCUGCCAAGAAACCAAUUGUUUUGGUGCUUCUUUGUGGUGGUCCGGUGGACAUAAGCUUUGCCAAGUAUGACAACAACAUUGGAAGCAUCUUGUGGGCAGGAUAUCCAGGUGAAGCAGGAGGACUUGCUAUUGGACAGAUCAUCUUUGGCGACCACAACCCAGGCAACAAAGCAUACCACUACUCGAACAAACUUCUUCGAAAUAUUCGAGGGAGAUUGCCGGUGACAUGGUAUCCGAAAGACUUCAUCAGAGUACCAAUGACAGAUAUGCGAAUGCGUCCAGAUCCAUCAACGGGUUAUCCGGGCCGGACUUAUAGAUUCUACAAGGGACCUAAGGUGUUUGAAUUUGGUUAUGGUCUCAGCUACUCCAACUACUCAUAUGAAAUUGUUUCUUCUUCGUCAAAGAAGAUCUACCUUAAAGCAUUAAGAGAUGAGAUGUCGAAUACAGUCCGACAAAGGCUAGUGUCCGAGAUAGACAAAGAACUUUGUGAGAAGAAAAGGUUUAUUGUCACUGUCCGGGUUGUGAACCAAGGCGAGAUGGCUGGUAAGCAUCCAGUACUGUUGUUUGUGAGAGUACCAAUGGUUGGUAAUGGGAGGCCAAUGAAGAGAUUAGUUGGUUUCCAAACUGUGAACCUAAAUGCAGGGGAAAAUGCAGAAAUUGAGUAUGAAGUGAGCCCUUGUGAACACUUCAGCAUGGCAAAUGAGCAAGGUAUGAUUGUCAUAGAAGAAGGGUUGCAUUUAUUGGUUGUCGACAACAUAGAGUACCCAGUCACAGUUGUAGUCUAAUGGAAGGCGUGGAUUCUUUGACUUGAGAAACAUGUUAGACCUAUAGUCUUUUGACCAGGAUUAUCUGAGUUCCAAGACAAAUGACCAAUUUCAUAUUCAUGUACCACGAGUAACUUAUAUCAUGAAAUAAAGUAAAAAAAAGUUAUGCAAGAAUUUUUCAAUGCAUGUACUUACGGAUAUGCAUUGGUGGUGAUCCUUGAAGCAAAGAAUGAUGCAUUAUGAGUGACACGUGCAUGCGUUGCAGAUCUUUUCUUUUAUUUCUAUAGUUACUGAACUCGUUAUUUCUUUGUUGGGAAGUUUCCUUGUGUAAGUUAA
Molecule: messenger RNA, 2882 nt
Organism: Linum tenue
Lineage: Eukaryota; Viridiplantae; Streptophyta; Magnoliopsida; Malpighiales; Linaceae
Source: the annotation of a GenBank genome assembly